Rasamsonia emersonii CBS 393.64 is the source of this 498-nucleotide messenger RNA. RefSeq lists its product as uncharacterized. The record is from RefSeq and is a predicted model, not a curated record. The transcript has 3 exons. Lineage: Eukaryota; Fungi; Ascomycota; Eurotiomycetes; Eurotiales; Trichocomaceae. Bases 1 to 498 code for a protein of 165 amino acids.
AUGUAUGACGCAUGUCUACUUGAUGGCACGUUUCAGCAGAAGCAACAGGCUUGCGCAAGGGUCAUAGUCUUUCUUUACAUACUUCUAGAAGCCUACAUUAUACUAAAGUCCGCAUGCGCCGGUUCAUUCUUAGCAGUUACUUCUGCAGGCACACCAAUCGGACUGUCGGGAGAAAAUCAUCCAUCUGCUACUCCGCUCGCCCUUCCUCAGCCUCGUGGCAGUAGCGUUACUAUUCUUGGGUAUGUGCAAGCUGUCACUGGCAGAGAUUAUGCACCCCGGUCCGUCAGGCCGGCCACUACGGCAACUAGCCUGCCGGAGCUGAUCUUCCGCGGAUCAAUCAACGAUGCAGGAGGAUGUAUGGACGUGUUGGUUUGCGGAAAUGGCCUGUCAGUUCGACAUGGGUGCCUGCGGCAUCAAUACUACCUGGAGCAGGCACGCUUGUUUACCUACAAAGAUUCAGUUUCAGAUAGACAUCUAGUCAGCAGCACAAAACCCUAA